UGCACGAAAAGAACAGGGUGGAACCCUGUGAAAACUGUUCUGAAGCCCGUAAUAAGUUCUGACAUCAUGGGAAACAGGAACGUAGAAGUGAGGCCAGUGGGUGCUUGGGUUCAGCCCGACUUUGAAGUGGAAUCGAGCGACGUUCCAGAUGCGAUAGCUGCCGCAUUUGAAGAAGAAUUGAGGAUUCAGGCAAUCCUACAACAAAAGAAAGAAAAAAUCCUCAAAUUUCAGGAAGAUGUGAAGAAGCGGGUUAGAAGAUUGAACAAAAUGAAGCGGAAGAAUGAAAUGCAACAGAACAUGAUGGCGGUUGAACAGGAACGUGAUAUUGUGCGACAGAGUUCAAAAUCUGCUGAAGUAUCGACACCCAGGAAAAAUAACUGUCUGCUGCGAAAAGAUCAAGAACAUUCUAUCAAACCAAAGUCUACACCCAUCCUACAAGGAGGACGUGUUCAAAAUGAAGAGACACACUUAGUUUUUCGUGAUAAAAGCAGUCAUGUUCACCAGAUGACAAGUCAGGCGAGACAGAAGCUGGUGUCUCACAGAAUUGUCACACAUGACUUCACAACAGAUGACCUGCCUGGUGGGAUCUGGAGAUCUUCAGCCACUCGAGAUAAACCAAGAUAUUUAACUGAACAGCAUGUUGAGCAAAACGUUGAGGAGGAGGAACUCUCCUCAAAAGACACGGAUCAGAAUGAUGGAGAUGAAGAGGAAGAAAAGGAAGAAGAUGAGAAUGAAAAUCAUGAAAAGAUGGUUCACUUUAAACUACCAAGUGAAGAAGUAAAACGUAAAUACAGACAUCGAGUGAAAAGUGCUGGAAAUGUCCGACCACAUUCAUCAGUACCAGACAUAUAUAUUGGAGUUGAGCAAGAAGUGGAGCGACGGCGACAGCAGAAUCAGCACGCUCUCUACCGGCGUCUGUUCAUGGACAUCGAGCGAGAACAGGUGAAGGAGAAUCUGAGAAGACAGGAACACCGGAGAAGAAUACAGAGGCUGAAGAAGGAAAAGGAAGAAGAACGAAAGCAGGAGGAAGAGAAUUCACUGAGACUGGUGCGACCAAGACAUCCGGCCACAGGGGAGACAACUGAGGAGGUGUUACUGCGAGAACAGCUGGCAGAGAUUCGUCUGGAGGAAACGCUCGACAAAUUCAACGAGGAGAGAAGAAAGGCCACAGAGAUGACUCGGUAUGUAGAAGCCUUACGACACAGUCUACAAGAGAAGGUUAAGAAACGUGGAAUUCAGAUCCCACCGUUAUGUUGUUGUGGAAACUCCGUGUGGGACACUAGUCCAGAUACUUGUGCUAACAACUGCUACUUUUACAGAAAUCCUAGAGCAUAUGCCAAGGCUCUGCAAUCAUUGUUGGUGUCUUGUGAAGUUGUCUGAUAAAUACUUCACGGUCACACAAUACUACAGAUGAAAUGAAUUGUCAUGACUGCGAUCUCACCACGAAUGUUGGAAUCGGCUGAUAAACAACUUAGUACAUAUGUUUUUAUUUAAGUUUUUAUCUUCUUGACACCCAAAAACAUACGAUACAGCUUAACACUCAAAGACUUGAGAAACAAAGAACAAUGCAAGCAAAAUCAGACAUUGGGGCAAAUAUUUUAGUGAAAACUGGGCAAAAGUGGUAACAAAGCUUUGAUCUGCCAACAUGUUUCAGAUCUCUCCAUAUGGAAAUAGCAGGAGAACAAUCCAUUUAUUACUUAUUACAAUAAUUCCAGGCAAGAAAUGUCAAGUAAGGACAGCAGUUCUGCAUAUUUUAAAAAGAAACUGUUUUAACAUCAUAAACACAAUAAAUUAAAAUGCUGAAAAGCAGACAUCAGGAUUUCAGAUUUUCUGGCAUUAAACACUUUUUUUUCGAUUCCGUGCUCAGUGAUCAUCAGAACCCACCGAAAACUGUUUUUCAUUCAUCGUGUUUGAUUAUGUUAUAUGAUAAUAGGUAACUGACUUUCAGUUCUGUGAUUGUGCUGAUACAAUGCUUGAAAUGAUAGUGUCCAUGAGAUCUGGAGGCCUAGAAAAAUUGGUGCAAAAACAUUCACCAUUUUCUGCCUUUCAAAGAGAACGAGGGCAUGUAUUCGCACAAAAUCUUGUUGUUUUUGUCUACGUCAUAAAAUUACAUCUGUACACUUAUAACAUAAUUCUACUAUCUGAAUUGUCAGGACUCGAACAUAAAAAUUUGUAGUCUAUGUCAAUAUUUUAAAAAACAUUGCCAUGAGUGAAACUCUCACCGACUGCAAUUUUGAGGCUGCCUGCUGCAUUUUGUUUUCAGUGACUUUUGCUACAAAUUAACAUGACUGAAAAGUUAUUUUGCUGUAUGUAGUAGACCUCUUUCAAAAGCACAAAUGUUAAAUACUAGUUAAUAAAAUACAUCAGGUAUAUACAAUUUACCAUCAUCGAGGAGCAUUACCGAUGACAGAAAUGUUUAACAAGCGGCAGAAAAGUGCCAUUGGUGAUGCUCCCUACCUACUGCACAGGGGCGUAGGCCGGUGCGAAACACACACACACACACACACACACCCCGCUGAAGCAAAUGGUCUGCUUUUAGAACUAAAACAUACAAGUUUAUACAUAUGGAGUUUCUGCUGGUGCAAAACAAAAUAGAAAAAGGGUCCAAU
This is a messenger RNA of Gigantopelta aegis, 2609 nucleotides long. RefSeq names its product coiled-coil domain-containing protein 15-like. The record is from RefSeq and is a predicted model, not a curated record. The coding region runs from base 67 to 1380 and encodes 437 amino acids. Gene Ontology annotation, cellular component: centrosome. The transcript has 11 exons. NCBI's taxonomy places the organism in Eukaryota, Metazoa, Mollusca, Gastropoda, Neomphalida, Peltospiridae.